Molecule: messenger RNA, 1404 nt
Organism: Megalops cyprinoides (Indo-Pacific tarpon)
Lineage: Eukaryota; Metazoa; Chordata; Actinopteri; Elopiformes; Megalopidae
Product: tripartite motif-containing protein 35-like
Exons: 6
Coding region: 1-1404 (467 amino acids)
Molecular function (GO): zinc ion binding; protein binding
Source: RefSeq, a predicted model, not a curated record
AUGGAAGUUGCUAGCCCUCACCUGGAAGAGGAGCUCACCUGUCCUGUGUGCAGUGCCACCUGUGGUGACCCCGUGACCCUGAAAUGCAGCCACAGCUUCUGCAGACCCUGUGUCUCCCUGGAAGAGCCCCACGAGUGUCCCAUCUGCAGAGGCACAGAGCCCGGUGAGAUGCAGCACCCUAACCUGGCUCCAGGGUGCCUGCGUGAGACCCCCCUGCAAGAGAGAGGGCCAAAAGCUGCCGCCCCCACCAUCACCGCCACUGCUGCCCCACGAGGUCCUGGGUCCCGGGAGCCCUGCAGACUGCACGGCCAGGAACUUGAGCUCUUUUGCCUGCAGGACCAGGUGCCAGUCUGCGAUGAGUGCGUUUCGGGCCCACACAAAGAUCACAUGGCCUGCCUUGUGAGGAAGGCCGUGCGGCAUCGGAAGGAAGCACUCAGGACUAUGCAAAAGACUCUGCGAGUAAAACUGGGAGCUUUCAGAGCGGCUAAAGACAGCUGUGAUCAGAGGGCACAGCUUAUCAGGAGCCAGUUGCUGGAGACAGAGAGGCGGAUGAGGGAGGAGUACGAGAGACUCCACGAGUUCCUGCGAAAGGACAUGGCUGCCAGUCUAGAUGCCCUGCGCUUGGAGGAGGACCAGAUGACCAAUAAGUUGACAAUGAGGACAGAGAAGCUUGAGAAAGAAAUCGUGUCCCUUUCAGACAAGCUCCAGUCCAUCAAACAGGCCAUGGAUGAUCAGGACAUCCCCUUCCUGCAGAAUUACAAAGACACAAAGAGCAGGGCCCAGUGUACAGUGCAGGAUCCAGGCAGGCUUUCAGGAGUGCAGAUUGAUGUGGCCAAACACCUGGGCAACCUGAGACUGAGAGUGCUGAAGAAUAUGCUGGCGCCCGUGGUCCUGAACCCCAACACAGCGCAUCCCAGCCUCUCAGUCUCCGCUGACCUGACCAGCGCCAUGUGCGACAAGAAGGAGCAUCUCCCCAAUGACCCCGGGAGGGUUACUUCCAUGCCAUGGGUGCUGGGCUCCGUGGGCUACAGCUCGGGUAGGCGUACCUGGGACGUCGAUGUGGCCGGUGUGCCUGCCUGGGGGGUGGGCGUGGUCGGGGAGUCCGUCUGUAAGGGCGGAGCGGCCACGCCCGGGCCGGAGCUGGCCGCCUGCUACGUGAUGUACAGGGAUGGGGAGUACACCUCAAACCCCCCAGUGAGCCUGGCGGUGUCAGGGACCCUCCCGACGAUCCGGGUGCAGCUGGAUUUUGACAGUGGAAGCCUCUCUUUUUGUGACCCCCAUGAAGACAGGCCUCUGGUGGUAUUCCCGCUGAGGGAGAAGGUGUUCCCGUUUUUUUCUGUACACCCCACCUCCGAUGUUCCCCUGCGCAUCAGUGGCAUCAGGCUGAGCAUCUACCAUCUUUAG